UUAAAGUCUUCCCUUGGUGUAUGUUUUCUUCUUCAACGUAUAGUAACAAUGGAGAAGAAACAUGGUUCAUUAUCCACGAAUUUCCAUUAUGUUUUUUCUCUUCUUAUUAUCAUGGUAACAUUUUUGGGAUUUGGGGAUGGGUUGAGCAAAAUUGAUCAAGGCCGGGGAUUACUGUCCUUACGCCGUGCUAAAAUGCACGCUCAGCCGAUCUCCGUCAAUAGCGAGCCAUGGGCAGAAGCGAGCACAGUGACUGAAGAAGAAAUGGUGUCGUCAUUUUCCGAGGUGGGAAGCAUGGAGGAUGAUCUCAUCGCCGGCGGGCUUCCGGGACAGCCGUCAAAUGUGAAGUUCAAGCAGUACGCAGGGUAUGUGGGUGUGGAUAAGAUGAAUGGGAGAAGCCUUUUCUAUUACUUUGCUGAAUCUGCUGAGAAUUCUGCCACUAAACCUCUCAUUCUAUGGCUUAAUGGAGGUCCUGGGUGUUCAUCACUUGGAAUGGGUGCUUUUGUAGAGAUUGGACCUUUCGGCGUUAACCCAGACGCCAAAACUCUUUACUCAAGAAGAUUUGCAUGGAAUAGAGUUGCAAAUACAUUAUUUCUGGAGUCACCGGCCGGCGUUGGUUUCUCUUAUUCCAACACUUCCUCGGAUUAUGAUAAGUCAGGAGACAGGAGGACCGCUGAGGAUGCUUACAAGUUCUUGGUAAAUUGGUUCAAGAGAUUCCCACAUUACAAGACUAGGGAUUUCUACAUUAUGGGAGAAAGCUAUGCAGGGUAUUACAUCCCCGAGCUAGCUGAUAUAGUUGUCAAGAGGAAUACGAUGCCCGGGGCAACGUUAAAGAUCCAACUCAAGGGAGUUAUGAUAGGUAAUGGGAUAAUGAAUGAUGCCACGGACAUUAGAGGACGCUAUGACUAUUUCUGGAGCCACGCCCUAAUUUCAGACGAAACUCACCGGGGGCUGGUGGAGCAGUGUCUGGGGAAUGUGAGCAAAACAUGUGAACAUUUUGAAAUAGCAGCAGGGGGUGAGGUUGGAGGAAUAGAUUAUUACAACAUCUAUGGCCCUUUGUGUUUGGAUUCCAAGAAUUCGAGGAAGGUACAUCGGAAUCUGGAAUUCGAUCCUUGUGAAGGAAACUAUGUUCACACUUAUCUCAAUCUCCAUAUGGUUCAAGAGGCCUUGCAUGCCAACAGGACCAAGCUUCCUUACACUUGGGAACUCUGCAGUGAUAUCAUCCCAACUUGGAAAGACAGCCCAUCAACCAUGUACCCAAUAUACAGGAGGUUAAUAACAUCUGGCCUCCAAAUACUUCUGUUUAGCGGCGAUGUUGAUUCAGUAGUGUCAGUGACUGCCACCCGCUAUUCCCUGAAAGCUAUGAACUUGAAAGUGAUCGAAUCUUGGCAUCCAUGGAAAGACAACACCAAAGAAGUGGUUGGAUACAAAGUGGUGUACGAGGGUUUAACUUUCGCCACGGUCAGAGGUGCUGGCCAUGAAGUUCCACAGUUUAAACCGCGCAGAGCUUUCGCCUUGCUGGAGAUGUUCCUAGCCAACAAUCACCAUUAGAAUUGGAAAUUGGAAUCAAUGCAAUAUUUCCUCUCAUUUUCUAGUGAUAAUAAGAUAGUUUAGCAGUUUGUAAUGCAGUAUUGCAGACAGAUAUUCCGGCUUAAUUUCCACUUGUUUUGUCACAAAUUCUAGUACCCUUAUUUCAGAACAUCAAUUGAAAACAAUAACACAAUCAUAGUCAAGCAA
Messenger RNA from Ipomoea nil (Japanese morning glory), 1734 nucleotides. RefSeq names its product putative serine carboxypeptidase-like 23. The record is from RefSeq and is a predicted model, not a curated record. Bases 49 to 1548 code for a protein of 499 amino acids. Gene Ontology annotation, molecular function: serine-type carboxypeptidase activity. Gene Ontology annotation, cellular component: vacuole. Lineage: Eukaryota; Viridiplantae; Streptophyta; Magnoliopsida; Solanales; Convolvulaceae. The transcript has 10 exons. Gene Ontology annotation, biological process: proteolysis.